Molecule: messenger RNA, 2415 nt
Organism: Linum tenue
Lineage: Eukaryota; Viridiplantae; Streptophyta; Magnoliopsida; Malpighiales; Linaceae
Source: the annotation of a GenBank genome assembly
UCCUCAUCGGCGACGAACUGGACGAGGACGCUGAGCUUCGCGUUCCAGUGCGUCGGGGUGGUGUACGGCGACAUCGGGACGUCGCCGCUGUACGUGUUCAAGAGCACGUUCACCGAGGGGAUAAAGAGGAAGGAGGACAUUCUCGGCGUGCUUUCACUCAUCAUCUACACCUUGAUCUUGGUCCCGAUGAUCAAGUACGUCUCCAUCGUGCUGUGGGCCAACGACAACGGCGACGGCGGCACCUUCGCCCUCUACUCCCUCCUGUGCCGCCACGUGAAGGUGAGCCUGAUCCCCAACGGGCAGCCGGAGGACGCACAGCUGUCCAACUACAACCUCCAGGUCCCGUCGGCGGCGACCCGGAUCAGCCUCGGUGUGAAGCACAAGCUGGAGACCAGCCGGCCGCUGCAGAUGAUGUUGUUUCUUGUCACCAUCCUCGGCACUUCUAUGGUCAUCGGCGACGGCGUUCUCACUCCGGCCAUUUCUGUCAUGUCAGCAGUAGAUGGGAUUUCGUCGUCCCUAGGACAAGUUAACGCAGAGGCGGUAAUUGGGAUCUCGGUAGCGAUACUGGUGGCCAUAUUCUCGGUGCAGCGUUUUGGUACGGACAAAGUGGGACUCUCGUUUGCGCCCAUUAUCCUGAUAUGGUUUGCGUUCAUCGGCGGAAUCGGGGUGUACAACUUGUUCAAGUACGACGUCGGAGUGCUGCGUGCCUUCAACCCAAAAUACAUCGUUGAUUAUUUCAGCGGGAACGGCAAGGAGGCUUGGAUUUCCCUCGGUGGAAUUGUUCUCUGCAUCACAGGAACCGAAGCUAUGUUCGCCGAUUUGGGUCACUUCAACGUUCGAGCUGUCCAAAUUAGCUUCUCAGGACUGGUGUUUCCAGCAAUCACAACUGCAUAUAUUGGGCAAGCAGCUUACCUGUCCAAAUUCCCCGAGGACGUCGCCGACACCUUCUACAAGUCCAUCCCGGGUACGUACAAAUUACGAAAUUGCACAGGCCCGCUGUAUUGGCCGACGUUCGUAGUCGCGGUAGCAGCAGCGAUCAUCGCGAGCCAGGCCAUGAUCUCGGGCGCGUUCGCCAUCAUAUCCCAGUCCCUCACCCUGGGCUGCUUCCCCAGGGUGAAAGUCGUCCACACCUCCGCCAAGUACGAGGGUCAAGUCUACAUCCCCGAGAUCAACUACCUGCUCAUGAUCGCCUGCGUCCUCGUCGUCGUCGCCUUCAAGUCCACCGAGCAAAUCGGCCACGCCUACGGCAUCGCCGUGGUGGCGGUGAUGGUGAUGACCACGUGCAUGGUCAGCUUGAUCAUGCUGGUGAUAUGGAGGACAAAGCUGGUUUGGAUAGCCGCCUUCUUCCUCGUAUUCGGGCUGAUCGAAGUCGUCUACUUGUCCGCCGUUCUCUACAAGUUCAAGCAAGGAGGCUACCUGCCGCUCGCUUUCUCUUUGUUUCUAAUGAUGAUCAUGGGGAUAUGGCACUACGUACACAAACAGAGGUACAUGUACGAGGUUAGAAACAAGGUUUCCUCCGAGUACAUCGCACAAUUGCUACAAAACGAUGGCGGAACGAAUACGACCAUUUCUCGUGUCCCGGGGAUGGCUUUCCUAUACUCGGAGUUGGUUCAAGGGAUUCCACCAAUCUUCCCUCAUUUUUUGGCUAACGUGCCUUCGAUACAUUCGGUUUUGGUAUUUGUCUCCCUCAAGUUGCUUCCCAUCAGCAAGGUGCUCCCCGGGGAGAGGUUCCUGUUCAGGCGAGUCGAGCCCAAGGAGCAUCGAAUGUUUCGUUGCGUGGUGAGGUAUGGCUACAAGGACACGGUGGAGGAGCCUCGGGAGUUCGAGCGCCAGUUGGUGCAGAACCUGAAGGACUUCAUCCGCCACGACCACUUCGUUCGCGAAGGAGCACUGCUUGCUCCUCCUCUAGCUUCUGAAAGUGGUGGUCACAUCGACAUUAACGUUGACACACAACAUGUGAAAUAUGGGACGAAAUCGUUCAAUAGUAGUACUGUUCAUGUAGAGGAGGCCUUGCAGCAGCCUAAUAACCAUGGUAGUCGUCGUCUUGUUUCGUCGAGGAGAUCUUCCAGCUCCAUUCGCCCAGAUAACAACGACGACGAAAAUGGCAAUGUCGUCGUUAAUGAUGGUGGUAAUUGUUCUUCGGUUGGAAUCACUUCAGGGAGCAAGCUGUCGUCGUCGCUGUUGUCGGCGAACGUGGAGGAAGAGACGCAGUUCGUGCAGAAAGCGAUGGAGAAGGGCGUGGUGUAUCUGCUGGGAGAGGCAGAGGUUGUGGCCGAAGCGAAUUCGUCGUUGCUCAAGAAGUUGGUUGUCAACUAUGCAUACAGUUUCCUGAGGAAGAAUUUUAGGGAAGGAGAGAAGGUUUUGGCGAUCCCGCAGACGAGGCUUCUCCGAGUUGGGAUGACUUACGAGAUAUGA